Sphenostylis stenocarpa is the source of this 1170-nucleotide messenger RNA. The record is from the annotation of a GenBank genome assembly. Lineage: Eukaryota; Viridiplantae; Streptophyta; Magnoliopsida; Fabales; Fabaceae.
AUGGACACACACAUGCUCUCUUGUGAGCAUCUUACUUCUGCGGUUGAUGGAGAUGAUGAUUCUUUGAACAUAUUCACUUCAUAUAAAACGCAGGGUGGACAUGGAAGCAUAAAGGCUAGUCCUAGACUUGAAGUUGCAGCAGCUUCUUCAUUGGGUCGCCAAAGGCACGCGUUGCCUCUACUUUGGUUGAUUAAAGAAGCAAUUGACUCAAGAUUGAGCUUUUUGCAGAAGCAUGCCAAGGCACAACGUGUGGGCCUGAGAUUGUGCUUAAGUUGCUUGGAUUGCAUGUCACUCACAACUUCACUUGGUUGGUUGUUGUGGCCACCCAAGCUUAGUGACAUAGCAAAGGAAGAGCGUGUGGGACUAAUGAUGUUGAGUGGGAAUUAUGACAUUGUUUCAACAGGAAGAAACGUAGCUCCAAAAAGAAAAUUUAGGGUUUCGUGCGUUUCUGAAAAGCUUAUGUUGGGUGGUGCACUUUCAACCCCAACAACUCAAAGCCUCAAAGCAGCAAGAACAAUUGCAAUGCUCUAUCCAACUCAUAGAUUAUUGUCUCUUAAGAACCCAGUGGCAAAUACCAGAGGAUUUUCGUCAAAAGAGAGUAUUUUUAUCAGGGGUCACCAAAUCAAUAUAAAACAAUUUUUUGGGCUUAUCUCGGGUCGUGCUCCACGAAACAAAGCAGGAUUUGUUGUUUCCCCAAGGUGUGGCCUGCCACUGACACAAGAGAAUGUGGAGAAGGUUUUGGAUGAGGUGAGGCCUGGCUUGAUGGCUGAUGGAGGGAAUGUGGCAUUACAUGAGAUAGAUGGUCUUGUUGUUGUCCUCAAGCUACAAGGGGCAUGUGGAUCAUGUCCUAGCUCAACUAUGACAUUGAAAAUGGGAAUAGAAACUCGCCUCAGGGAUAAGAUUCCAGAAAUCAUGGAAGUGGAGCAGAUAAUGGACACUGAGACCGGUCUCGAGUUAACUGAAGAAAAUGUAGAAAAAGUUCUUUCUGAAAUUAGACCAUACCUAGUUGGCACUGGGGGAGGAAUAUUAGAGCUUGUUCAGAUAAAAGAUUAUGCUGUCAAAGUUCGGUUAAGUGGACCUGCAGCUGGGGUUAUGACAGUUCGUGUUGCAUUAACACAGAAGCUGAGAGACAAGAUACCUUAUAUUGCAACUGUGCAACUAAUAGACUAA